Messenger RNA from Daphnia magna, 861 nucleotides. RefSeq names its product oligoribonuclease, mitochondrial. The record is from RefSeq and is a predicted model, not a curated record. Lineage: Eukaryota; Metazoa; Arthropoda; Branchiopoda; Diplostraca; Daphniidae. Bases 147 to 779 code for a protein of 210 amino acids. The transcript has 5 exons. Gene Ontology annotation, molecular function: 3'-5'-RNA exonuclease activity; nucleic acid binding. Gene Ontology annotation, cellular component: mitochondrion.
UCUGCGUGGAGUGGAACAACACACCCACAAGAGGCGCUCCCAACGGGCGGAAAAUCACUCUUUCGCCCCGACCGCGCCGACCCAAACCAGAACCCCUAUUUUUUGUAGGGUGUAAAACUUAUUUGCAAGCAUAUCUAAUCUAAAACAUGCCUAAAGUGUCAUUCAGACUGAUGUUCACAAAACACCUGAGAUUAGUUUCUUAUAAUUUGUGCAGGCGAACAAUGGCGAAAACAACUCUUGCUACUAAACACAGAAUCAUAUGGAUGGAUCUAGAGAUGACGGGAUUGGAUGACACCAAAGACAAAAUUCUUGAAGCUGCAUGUCUUGUUACUGAUGGAGAUCUGAAUCUUGUUGCUGAAGGUCCAAAUCUUAUAAUAUAUCAACCCGACACAGUGUUAGAUGCAAUGGGAGAAUGGUGCAAAAAAACACAUCGAGAGUCUGGUCUUACUGAAGCAUGUAGGAACAGUAAGAUAAGCAUUGAAGAUGCUCAGGAACAGAUUUUAAAUUUUGUUGAGCUUCAUACAAACCCAGGUGAAUGUCCAUUGGCUGGGAAUUCAAUUGGGGAAGACAAACGUUUUCUUCACAGGUAUAUGCCCAAACUGGUAAACCACCUCCAUUAUCGUAUAAUAGAUGUUUCAACAAUCAAGGAGCUUGGGAAGAGGUGGUACCCAGAUGCUAUGAAAAAUGUGCCAAAAAAAUCUCUAAAUCACAGAGCCAUGGAAGACAUCAAGGAAAGCCUAGCAGAACUGUGCUUUUACAAAGCAAAUCUUUUGAAAUAAAACAUUCUAUGUGCAACAGUUUACUACCUUUAUUCACACCCACCCAGAAACACAACUGUAAAUACACUGCACUUACUUUGCA